Notodromas monacha is the source of this 8316-nucleotide messenger RNA. Lineage: Eukaryota; Metazoa; Arthropoda; Ostracoda; Podocopida; Cyprididae. The record is from the annotation of a GenBank genome assembly.
UUAUUUAUGUUUACAUCAAGGUGAAGUCGCGGUUCGCGUGCCGCUAGUCGUUUCAUUUCCACUUUCAGUAUGUCUGAAGCACUUUCCUUGUCAGUGAUUCUUCAUAAAUGGAUGCGAGAUUUGAAACUGGUCAAGUCUUCGGAGGGUCCUUCGAUUGGCUCGAAUCAUUUCCUCGAACUGCUUAUUCGACUGAAGAAAAAACCGAAUCUUCUGUUGCAAAAGAGACAGCAAGAUGCAACAAGCGCUUCAAACUUUCGUUCGGUAUUAUUAGAAGUGAAAUCAGCGUUUAUUUCGGACUUGAAAUUCGAUACCGAAUCAUUGCUGAAAGAAGAGUGGAAUGAAGCUAAGGGCAAACUCGCUUUGGCAAUUUUAUGCAUGUGCUGCAUUAUCCUGAAAGAUCUCGAUUCUCCGUUACUGAAGGCAUUGCAUGGAAUGCCUUCAGAUCACCAGAAGGUCAUUGAGCGGGCAUUGAGUGCGUUGAACGUUGAUUCAGAGAAACUGACGGACAUUCUGUUCGACGAGGUAUUAAGCUGUGGCAAAGAGCGAUGUGAUCAGUCACCAGAAUCUAGCCGUGGGAUCAAAAGGAAGAGUUGCGAUUGGAUUAAAUCCCCUUUGUCCAAGUUUUGGGAUAGUCCUCAUUCGCGGAUUCUAUCUUCUGAAAAACGGCGUACUGCGAAGUUGGAGACUGUACGGAGUGAACUUCGUAAUGCCCGUUCAGAAAACGAUGAGCUGAUCAAACGACUAGAAGAGCUCGAAACAGAGAAAAAAUUCGAUGCAUCAAGAAUUCAAGCGCUGGAGUCCUCCUUGAAAUCGGCGAAGCAUGACUACAAAACUUUGGAGACGUUGUUGGUAAAAUCUGAUGGCAGCGGCAGCGAGGAAAUGGAGGAAAAAUUGGAUCGCAUUUUGAGUCAGUUGAGGGAAGCGAAGGAUGAUUUUAAAGCGGAGAAGGAAUUCCGCGCUCUCGUUGAAUCCAGGGAGUUGGCCGCGAAUGAAAAGAUUGAGAAGAUGCAGUUAUCCGUCACAAAACUCACCGAAGAACGAGAUUCCGCCUUGAGAGCGAUGGAAGAAAUCGACGCGUUAUCCGAACAUGCUUUGUCCGCUGAAGCGGAACUUCGUCAUCAAGUGGCAGCUCUGACUGAACAUGGGAAGAAGCUUGAAGAAGAACUCGAUAUGUAUCACAAUGAUGCCCAGCCAAAAAAGUCCCGCCGAUCCCCAUCACCGCUUGAAGAAGGGGAAGACUUGACGUGUGUCCUUGAAGAGAAAAUCAACGACUUGACCAAUGAGCUGAGAAAUGCAAAAUCGGAAUUCGAGAAGGUUUCGAACGAACGUGCGGAACUGUCAAGCAAAUUCGAAUCGCAAGUGAAAUCUGCCGCGGAAAAGGCGAGAUUCAUUUCUACGUUGACUAGUGAAACCAAGCGGUUGAAGGUGGACAUGGCGAACCAGAGGAAUGCCUAUGAUUCAAAGGUUGCCAAUUUGGAAAUGAGACUUGCGAAGGCUACGAAAGAGAAAAAUACGGCAACUUUGGCCCUUCAGGAUCUCCACGAGACCUGUGAUGAACAGGUGACGAAAAUAAAUUCUUUGGAAAAACAAGUGGCGGAAAAAACAGCACUCGAGAUGGAGAUCAAAAAUUUGAAGGCUGCUCAAAAAUCGACCGAGGAAAAGAUGAAAAUUAAGGAAAUGGAGAGUGCUAGUGCUGCCCAUUCUGCAAAGGAGGUGGAGGAAUCCGACAAUCAUAUACACGCGGAAAUACUGAGUUUGCGCCAGAGUUUGUCUGAAUCCGACGAAGUUAGGCAACAAUUAGCGUCGGAAUUAAAGGACGCGAAUAACGGGUUUGCCCAAGCUCAAAAACAACUUUGUGAAGUACGUGCGAGACUUGCGCAAAUCGAGGAGCAAAAUGCUUCCGACAAGCGAGAUUUGCAGGCAAAAAUCGAUGCGGCGCAGCUACAGUUUGAGGAGAAAAAUGGAUUGCUCGAGCAAGCUACGAGGCGUUUGGAAGAGUCUGACGAAGCGAGACAAGAGCUCAUCAGCGAGUUGCUGGAUACCAGAAAUUCUUACGCUAGUUUCCAGGAGAAAAUGAAUACGAUCCGAUCUGCCCAUGGAAAGGAAAGAGAAGAUAUGCAGAAGGCAACUGCAGAUCUGAAAGAUUCUUUGGAAGCUGCCUCUUCGAAGCUAAAAGAGCAGGAAUCGAAAAUCAAUGCACUCUUAGCCGAGCUCAACAAAACCAGGGAAGAAAAGAACGAAAUUGAAGUGGAAGUCGUGAAAAUUCGAGAAACGGAAUUGCAAAUGAAGGGUGAAAUCGCUGCUGUUCAAAGUUCAUUGGAUUCUGUCCGUAAAGAAUCCACAGAUUCAUUGGAAGAUCUCAUGCGGUUGCGAUUGGAAAAUCAGCGUUUGACUAAUGAAAAUGGUGACCUUGAGGCGAAAAUUUCAUGCAUUGUCGGUUUGGUUUCGGAUUUUUGCCGUUCGAAUCUUAUGGGUCCCGAAGUUGGUGAGAUCAAUGAGAAGCUCGUGGAAAUUUUCCGUGAAUUCGCGAGAUUAUCGUCUGAGCUCGAUAAGGAGAAACACUGCGUGGAAGCGCUGCAAAAAUCAAUCGAAGAAUUCGAGGAGCUGAAGAGGAUGGCUGUAGAAAAGGAGAACUCCUCUAUGGAAGAAAUCGACAGACUCGUAACGGAAUUAUCUAAUAUGAAGCAUCAGUUGAGAAGCACGAAGGACGUAUUGAUGUCCACCCGUGAUCAGCAUCAGAAAGAACGAGAACAGUGGGUGAAAGCGAACUUUGAUGUUCAAAAGAAGCUCGAUGAAAGCUUGAGAGUUGCUCAGGUCGAUGCAAAUGAUUUCACGGAAGCUGAAGAGAAAAUGUCAUCGCUACUCAAUGCACUCAACAAGAAGAAUGGCGAAUUACAAGACCUGCGACUAGAACUCGAGGAAGUUCGGUCGAAGAAAUUGAAAGCCGAAAAUGAGUUGUUGGACAUGCAGAUGCGUGUGGAUUGUCUGGAGAACGAAAUACGAGAGCUGGAAACGAGCCGUGAAUCUCAGCAAUUGCGAGAUGAGGUCGGAGAUGAGGAAGUCGACCGGAUGCGAAGCGAGUUGGAGGAAGUCCGCGUGCAACUGACGGAAUUUCAAGAAAUGUUGGAAGCCGCCCAAUGCGAUAGAAACCGAAGAGAAUACGAACGCGAGGAAUUGGUUCGUGCGAAUUACGAGCUUCGACAGCAGCUAGAUGAAGAACGCCAAGAAAGUGACAAUCUGCGAUCGAAUCUGGAAGCCGAAAAUUCAAACUUAGCGGAACAGGUGAAGUCUUUGGAAACAUCACGUGCCGAGCUUCUUGAAGAAAUCGAUAAGUCAAACCUGAACAUUUCAAGAAUGUCUCCAGAAGUGGAAGAUUUGCGCGAAAAAUUGAAUUCACUGGAAGCGGAUCAACAGAAUGCCAAGCAAGCAUUUUUACAGUUCGCAGCGAAGUUCAAAAUCGUGGUGAGUCCAGAAACCAUGAAUUCGGCUGGAUUCGCUGUGGAUUUCGUGGAUAUGUUCACAAGUCUGAUGGAAUCGGUCCGCACUGAGAUCAAGAAUGCGCAAAACGAAAACUAUCAGCUGAAGGGCGACAAAAAAUCACUCGAAAAGAAAAUGGAAGAAUUGGAAGCUAGGAAAGAUGCGGAGAUGAAAAAGCGCGAAUUUGACUUGAAGGAGUUCACGAAAAACCGGAUGCGCGAAGUAUCUGAAUCAUUAGCAAUGGACGAGGAGAAGUUUGAGCGUCGAAUUCGGGAAAAAGACGAAAAACUUUCAAAAUUGGUUCGCGAGAAGAAUGAUAUGGCUGCGAAGUGUGAAAGAGUUGCACAAAAGCUAGAAGAGCUUCGUCUGAGCCGUGAUGCUGUGUCGCGAAAUGACUCGAAUUGGCAAGAAGAAAAAACCGAGCUCCUGCAGAAAUACGCUGACUUGCGAGCAUUGCAUGACAGAACGAUGACCGCCAAGAGAGCUUUGGAGAUGAAAGUGGAAAAUUUGAACCGGGAAAAGUCCGUGUUGGAGGCGAGUGCGAAACUUGCAGAAAUGCGGCUUGCCGAGCGCACUAAAUCAAAGUCAGCGUCUUCGUUUGGGACCCAUAAGGAAAACGAAUACGAAACCAUUUCGUAUGGGGACGAUGUCGAAAAUCACGUCUACGCUAAUAUCGGGCGACCAAUGUCGAAAUCCAAUUCUGCCAGUACGGUGUUCAGUCGAACGUUGAGUUGUUCAAGUGUGCGACCGUUGGCAUGUGAAGAUGAAGAAGGCGAGGUGUUGACUUCGACUGCCUUGUCGGAAGUCGCUCGUACGGCUGCUAUUCAGAAGAGGAUUGAAGAAUUCACCAACAAGCUGGGAACCUCGGAUGUUGGAAACAAUUCCGUCCUGGCUGAAAGUGGGACUCUGAAGAAGCCUUGCACGAAAUCGCAUCGGAGAAGCCGCUCGUUGAGUCCACCGUCACGAAAACCUCUUCAGGCGUUAUGCGGCAAUUCGGGAAACCGUCCCUCGCCGCUGAAACAAAAUGAAUCCAUUGAUCUUGAUGGUAGCACUGCAAGCACCAGUUCCGUUACUAGUAACGGAAGUCGCAGAGGUCGCAAGAGUCUACUUCAGACGAGCUACACGAAACCCGGCCUGCCGACCCCAGGGAAAAACUGUUCCGUCAAUGCUCUCAGAUCGCGGGUGCGGAAAUCCCAGAAGAGGACAGAGCUCAACAACACCCCACAGAGCUUGGAAAGAGUCCUGCGUCGUCGGAGUGGGUUGAAAGCUGUACUCGACGGCGAAAGCGUCGCACUUGUCGACGCGAACACGCGCACUGCCAAAAAUAAGAAGGCGCAGAUUUUCCGAAAUCCUUUCCGCGGAAUCCCGGCGAUGGAAACGCCGAGGUCACUGUUGAAAGUGUCGUCGUCGCGAGAAACUGAGACCCACGAUGUGUCACCUGACGUGAUCGUGUGGGACUCGAAAGCCACUCCUUUACGAUCAGCCCCUCGUCGGGUCAUUGAUCGAGAACGUACAGAUUCACCCUGGCAAUCCAAUGCGAGUUCUGCUGCCGAAUCGCCUGUAUCUACGAGGUCGCCGCACAUGACUUUGACCUCGCUUCGGUCUCGGUCAUUCACACCACGCGCGCGACCGGCGGGCGAAAUGCUGGACAUGAAAUCUCUACUUGAGUCACCCGUUGUGGGCAGCGAUGCUAGGAAAUGCUCUGUCGAUAUGAUGCCUGACGACGACGACGACUUGCUUAAUUGUUUGGAUGACUUCGAAAUGUCACAAAUGGCUGACCGAACAUCGGUUCGCUCUGAAGUGGAUGAUUUCGAGUCAACGCCAAAUGAAGAGGAUGAAGACCUCUUGAAGUGUGUGAAAUUUCUCGAUGCAAAAGAAAUGUCGGAGGGGGUGUUCAGAAAACCCGCUGUCGUCGAUAAAGCACCGAAACAGUCCAGAAGUGCCACAGUUGAUUUCGACGACGAUGAACUAGACGAUGAAACAACACAAGGAAUGCUCGAAGCCUGCUUGCAAGCUGAAGCCAGCCGCUUUUACUCCGAAGUUGCGUCUACUUCGCCGGGGAUUGAUCAAGAGUUUCGGGUGAGUGAACAGAAACAUCAGCUAUCUUUUUUUUUGCAGUUUCAGUCGACAGGAGGAACGAAUGCGAAAUUCAAGCGCGUCAUACAACAAAGGAGUGUAGAAAUCGACAUGGAACAAUGUCUCGAAGCUGCGUCUUACGAUACUUGUCCAGAUGUGCUUCCUGAUGCCCUCGAAUCAACGGACGACAAUGUCAUGCUUUUCGAGGGAACUUCAGGACUAAAGGAAGAACCCAUUCUUGAAACACGAGAGGAUUCUGGAUACCUGGGGUGUGAACGCGAUUCUCCCGGCGUUUUAGGCUUCAGUUCUCCGGGGUCCACAGUUGAACUUCCUUCAGCGGAUGAUUCCCCACCCAGAGCAGACUACCCAGCCAAGCAAAUACAACCGAGUGAUCUGAUCAACGAUGCUGUUGCUUAUUCGUGCGGAUCUCUCUACUCUUGCUAUGAAAGAGCUGCUGCGAAUCCGGGUUCUUUGGCUUACCAGGCGCAGGUGAAACAACACGAGUACCUGAGGGCGCUGGAGGAAAAAAUGACGUCGAUUUGUUCUUCUGACGAGGCUUCAAGUAAAACGAGCGAGGAAAUCCAGAGCUUUACAGAUGAGAAGGCAGAACGGGAUGAGAUGCAGAAAGUAGAUGGAGGCUUCUCCAUUUUCUCUCCUGAACACGGACAAGAGGAGCACCUGGGAACUCCCAUAAAAAUGGAAAUCGACUUCGUGUCUUCCGAUCGCGAAGAGAUUUCAAGUAGCCGUGUUGAAUGUCCGCUUGAAGUUACUCGAAGCAGUUUGAGCGAGCAUCCUGACGCGAUUUCCGAAAUCAUCGCGGAAGAUGGCGGCAGUAUCACUGAUACUCCGUCUGCUUCAUCGGAUCCCAUAUGUAAAGAAAUGGCUUUCGAAACUGAUUUCAUCGAUGAUGUGAAAUUUGAAGUUGAUCCUGUUACGGUCGAACCAUCUCACUGCAAUACACCAGAAGACAAUAUAGGAGUUGUGCCGGAGUCCAAUGAAUACUUGAUAGCGACUCUGAGCGCAGCCAGUUCGAGCGCUGAUUCGGCGUCCUCUUGCACGUCGAGUGAUUCUGGAGACGACCCUAAUAUCAAGUCUGCCCCGAAGCUUGUGAAAACUCCGAAGAACAAACUCUUCUUGCAGCAGUUGUUCGGGUCUUCGGAUUCGGAGGAUGAUCUCAAGGUGCAUUGCGAUGACGAGCUGUUUGAAGAUGUGGAACAUGAGGAAAACGCCGCGGAAUCUCAGCAGGACGUUUCGCCGAUGGACGCCGAUGACAACGAAACCAGCAGCAUGUCGGAACGGAAAAAGCGGGCCCUUGAAAUAUUUCGAAAUAGUUUAAAUCGCACAUCAGCAGCCCCUGAACCGAAGUCAGCAAAGGAAUCCUUUUCAACAUGCAAGAAAAGAAUUACAGGACCGCAGAAAAGCGGCGUUGAGACUGAUGAUGAAUCGAACAAGGCUCUCGAAGACGGGGAAAUCAGCGACGACAAUGACGACGUUCUCGUGCCUCUUCCGCGAAAAUUGGCGUCAUCAACCUCGACAGUGAAUCCCGUCAGGAAGCAACGUUCGUCUGGGAAAGGACUGUGUGGAGCUGCUCCUCCAGGUUACUUGCCGCACAUGCCAACGAUCGCCCAAGCACCCGUGAUUCCUCAGGUUCCGAUUUUGCCGAAUUUUUUGAACCCUGCGAAUCCAUUGACGGCGGGUGUUCCGAAUCCGUACAUGUUCCCUAUGGGCGCUUUUGGUGCUGGGAAACGAUUGGCGGCGUUGUCCGGUGAUUUAGUUAAUGGAGGGGUACCUCAGGCCACUGCGGUGGACCCCGGGGGUAGGAACGGGCAAGUUUGUCCGUAUUUUGAAAUGAAGGGCGAUUGCCCAAUGGGACGUGAAUGCAAGUUUAUUCACCAAAUGGGUCCGACUAGAUCAACUGAUGCAUCCAUGCAAUUUCUGUCGAUGAUGCAAGCCAUGGCAAUGCCUUAUCCGAUGAUGCAACAGUUGAUGGUUCCAAGGAUACCAGCGAUGAUGCCGAUGCCCAAGUUGCCCCGUAUCCCGCGAGAACUGCUUCAUCCCAUGAAUGAAAGACCCCGGCCGAACUCACGAGGAAAUAACAGCCGAGAUGAUUGGACCGAAGAGAAUAACCGAUCACCUGAACCAGACGUAGACACAGGCACCACAGGGAAUCGGAGCCCAGAAGAAAACCCGAAUCCCGCUACGCGAGCAAACGUAGGGAUCCUCCUGCGAGCAAAUCACCAGCUUCCUCUUCCAACUCUUCGUCUGAUGACAGCUCUUCCGAUGACAGCAGUCCCGGAAAAUUAUCUCCCAAUCGAGUGUCGCACAGCAAUCGAUCCGGUAGAAAUUCCGGCGACACGAAACGUCGUGACGGUACACCUCACAGUUACCGUCGACAUGCCACGGAAAAUCGUGCGGAAGAAAGAGGAAGGUACAGGAGAUCUUCACGGGAAAGACACCGGCAUCGACAUCAUAGAUGGUGAUUCACAUGCUCGACGUCUACAACACUGGAGAUGUAUCCUUCAGAAAACCGUUUUGAUGUUGCGAGUUCAUCGCGUGAACAAGAUGCGACUUUGAAAAAUCCUGAUAUUUUUUUUUUAUUGUGGCGAUGUCUUCAACUGCGGGGACGACAGUAUUUUGUGGUAUAAUCGGACUCGUUUUUGCGUUUAGAAGGAAUUGGACAUGGCUUGAUGCUCCAGAUUAUUUGGCUCCUUUUGCCGGGAAUGUGGGUGGAAUAUAUGCACAAAUUUCAUUAUUUUCAAAAGA